This is a messenger RNA of Thermothielavioides terrestris NRRL 8126, 3568 nucleotides long. RefSeq lists its product as uncharacterized. The coding region runs from base 230 to 3490 and encodes 1086 amino acids. Gene Ontology annotation, cellular component: nucleus. Gene Ontology annotation, molecular function: protein binding; mRNA binding. The transcript is spliced from 3 exons. NCBI's taxonomy places the organism in Eukaryota, Fungi, Ascomycota, Sordariomycetes, Sordariales, Chaetomiaceae. The record is from RefSeq and is a predicted model, not a curated record. Gene Ontology annotation, biological process: mRNA 3'-end processing.
AUUGCUCAAAUUAUCGACCCGGCCUUCACAAGCGGCAUUGCCUCCAAACCGCUACGAUCCCGACCGAUAGCUCUGAGCCGAAAACCAAAUCCGUCGAGACCUCGACUACCGUCGCACGCCCUCGGCACCACGAGUCUGCCAUCCCGAGUCAUACCCAGCGCGCGCGCGAAAGACCGGACCCCCGGGGGACCAACCUGACCUAUUCAUCACGAAGCAGUUCUCUAGCACGAUGGCUGAAUACGACUCCACUUACCAGGGCGACGCUUGGGGUGACAAUGGGGGGUAUGAGGAGACAAUUGGCGGCGAACAAGAGCAUAUUCAGCAGCAUAGCACCCAUCAAGAUCAAGCAGAGUAUUCCGUUGAUCCAAGCCAACGACAUGCUCCAGGUGACCUGCCAUCUCCUGAUGGUGACACCGAUGACGGGGGCGAGUACGAUCCUGAAUCGGUCACCACUGCGUCAGCCGCUGGUGCCGCGCUCCAGCCAGCUGCGGACCACAUGCCCCUCAGAACUUCACCCCAGCGGGCUGCUAAGAAGAAGCCACGCACGGCAGGAGGCUUCCUAGUGGGAGACUCCGACUCUGAAGAUGACGAGGCGCCUGUGCCUGCAUCGCACUCUGCUGUCCUGCGCUCCCCUCUCCAACACCCCAUUACUGCCAAACAGUCUGCUGUCGCCCCUUCCAGUGCGGAUCCUGCUUCCCGCGAGAAUGCCCCGGCGGCUGCUCCUGCCGGCCGGCGGGAGGAUGCCCCCCCAGCGCAAGCUCGGGUUGACAAGGUCGCGCAGCUAGAGGCCCGCAUUCGCGAUGAUCCCCGAGGCGCCAUGGAUGCGUGGUUGGCGCUGAUCGCAGAGCACCGCGCCAAGAACGACAUCGAACAAGCGAGGCAGACCUAUGAGCGCUUUCUUGCCGUCUUCCCUCAAGCUGCCGACGUCUGGGUCGAUUACCUCGCCAUGGAGUUGGACAUGAACAACUUCCCAGAAGCCGAGCUCAUCUUCAACAAGUCUCUCAUGUCAACACUCAAUGUGAACUUGUGGACCAAGUACCUCGACUACAUCCGUCGGAGGAACGACCUGAACGAUAGCACCGGAAACGCUCGCCAGACCGUCUCCCGCGCCUACGAGUUUGUGAUUGACAAUAUUGGCUUGGAUAAAGACUCUGGCAAGAUCUGGGCUGAGUACAUCCAGUUCAUCAAGUUCGGCCCGGGAACCGUCGGCGGAAGCCAAUGGCAGGACCAACAGAAGAUGGAUCAGCUUCGCAAGGCGUACCAGCGAGCGAUUUGUGUGCCCAUCGCGAACGUCAAUACCCUGUGGAAGGAGUACGACCAGUUUGAGAUGGGUCUUAACAAGUUGACCGGCCGUAAGUACCUGGCGGAAAAGUCUGCGUCAUACAUGUCGGCGAAGAGCGCCUACACGGCCCUCGAAAACAUCACACGGGGGCUUCAGCGGACGACUCUCCCACGUCUCCCGCCGGCGCCUGGCUUUGACGGUGACCAGGAGUACAUGGAGCAAGUGGAGCUUUGGAAGAAAUGGAUCGACUGGGAAAAGUCGGACCCCCUUGACCUCAAGGACGACAAAGACCAGCCUGGCAUGUACCAGAAGCGCGUUGUCUAUGUCUAUAACCAAGCGCUCAUGGCCUUGCGGUUUUGGCCCGAGAUGUGGGUCGAUGCUGCGCAGUGGUGCUUCGACAACAACAUCAGAGCCAAGGAUGGCGGCUCGGCCGGCCUUGAUUUCCUCCUCAGGGGUAUUGAAGCAAAUCCUGAGAGCGUCUUGCUCGCUCUAAAGCACGCCGACUACAUCGAGUCCACCUAUCCGAUUGAGGAGAAUGACGAAUCAAAAAUUGCCCGUGGGAAGGCGGUGCGUGCGCCCUAUGACAAAGUCCUGGACACGCUCUACGGCAUCGUCAAGGGCCUCAAAGAGCGGGAAACCGCCGAGCUCGCGCGGAUCGAGGAGGCUGCGAAGUCAUCUGGCGAGACCCCCACCAACAAGUCUGAAGAGGAGGAUGAGGAUGAAGACGAAGCGGGCUCCUCAGACAAGAGGGGCAAGGAGACCAGGACGAACGACCAGAUCCGGGCCAUCAAACAAGGCUAUGCCGCCCAGACUCAGCUGCUUUCGCGGACCAUCUCGUUCGUCUGGAUUGCCUUAAUCCGGGCGAUGCGCCGUAUCCAAGGCAAGGGCAAACCCAACACCGAGAUGGGUGGCAUGCGGCAAGCCUUCCAAGAUGCCCGCCACCGGGGCCGACUCACCAGCGAUGUUUACUCUGCUGUCGCCCAGCUAGAGUGGACCAUCUAUAAGGACCCGGCCGGCGGCAAGAUCUUUGAUCGUGGUGCGAAGCUGUUCCCCGAGGACGAGAAUUUCACUUUGGAGAACAUCAAGUAUCUCCAUUCCCGUGAUGACUACACAAAUGCUCGCGUCCUCUUCGAGACAGUUGUCAACCGCUUGACGCAAAAACCUGAGCUUGUGCACAAAGCCAAGCCUCUCUAUGCCUACUUUCAUAAGUACGAGUCGCAGUUCGGCGAGCUGGCCCAGAUCGCCAAGUUGGAAAAGCGCAUGGCGGAGCUCUUCCCCGAGGAUCCGAAGCUUGCUCAGUUCAGCGCGCGGUAUUCGAGCGACAAGUUCGACCCCAUCGCAGCGCGCAUCAUUGUCUCGCCCGCGACCCAACUUAGGCCAAAAGUCCUGGUGCCCUCCAUCGAGCAAGGCACCUCCCUCCAAAACUCGCCUCGCCCGCCUCCCUUCGCUUCCCGCGUCAGUCCCGCGCCUCAGUUCCAGCCGGCCACGAACUCUCCUAAGCGACCAUUGCCCGCAGAUGACUUCGACGAGCCACCACGCAAGAUCCAGCGCAAUGAAUUAGGGGAGUUCCAGCGAGGCGCUUCGCCGCUCAAGGGCGCCGCAGGCCGCCGGCUGGACCAGCAGCGCCGGUUGCAGGGCCAGAGCGCAGCCUCGUAUACCGCUGCACCGGCUCCGAUAGCGCGGGAUAUCACCUUCCUCCUCAGCCAAAUCCCUCGGGCCGAGUUCUACGACUUCCACCGCUUCAACCCCGCCAGGAUGACAAACCUGCUGCGCGACACGCCGAUUCCCGACUAUCAGGUGUGGAAGAAUACCCGCCCAGGCCCGGACUAUCCCGGCCAGUACGGCGGCUAUCAGAGCCGCGACUCCCCGGCACCCGCCGGCCGGCCGCUGAGCCCUUACCUCGGAGGCGGCCGCGCGCCGCCCACCUCCGGCGCUCCAUACAGGCAGUCCCCCAUGCGGCCGGGCUCCAGCGGAUCAUACGAGCCCCCGCCGGCCGUAUACGCGCCGCCUCCCCAGGCAGCCUACGGCCACCCGCCACCCGUGCAGUAUGAAGGCGGCGCGGGCGCCGCGUGGCCGCCCUAUCCGCCUCCACCUGUGGCUCAGCAGGGAUACGGGGCUCCGCCGCCGCCGCAGUUGGGCUAUGGCCAGGCGCCGCCACCACCGCCGGCGCAGGGUGGCUAUCCCCGGUAUCCGCCGGCCCCUUACUAGGAUCGUUGGAUAAUGGCCGGCGGGAACAUGUGCGCGUUGAUGGGGCAAAGCAGGCCGUCUUGACCUGGUUGGAAGCAG